AUGAAGAAAAUUGUCCCCCAGGGUCCCUUUCACCUUGCCACUAGUGCAAAGUGUUGUAGUACGUCCUUGCCAUUAGAGCAUCAAGCUGGCGACGACACCAGCAAUGACGAGAGCAACACCCGAACGAGCAGAGACGCUCGAGGCACCACCAGUAGAAGCGGUGGACGAAGUGGAUGGAGAGGUACCAGUGGCAGUUCCAGUUUGGCUGACGGCAGAGCUCGAUCCGCUGCCAGUGGUGGGGGUGAAGGGAGCAGUGACACCAUAUCCGGGCUCAUUAGCGUUGGGAACGCUAGCAGCGAAGGCCGCAAAGGUCCUUUCGCCAGUGGCUGGGGGAUUGAUGGCACCGUACAUACCGCCCUUGCAGUGCUGAAAAAAGAAAUUGCCAAGAGUCAGCCACCGGCUAAAUCGCGCGACCGACAUGAUCGUAAACUUACAGGUUUCCUGGCACAGAAGAACCAGAUGGGGUUGGCCGUCUGGGUAACCUCGAGGGUGAAGACACCGAUUUGCCCGGAGGCAGCAUCGUAUGGCAUAAAGCCAGAGUCGAAACCGUUUGACUGGCUGACAGUGUUGAAUUGUUGGGUGCAGGGAUCUACAAAGCAGGCGGACACGCGUGACGGUGUGGUUACCACCGCGGAACUCAAAGUUGACAAAAUCGCCAACGGCAGCGUUGACGACUUGUGGGUUGAAGAUGAGACCUGCAGCACCAGUGCUGUCGACACCGACGGUGACAGUGAUAAAGAGAUUCAGAAAAGUGAAAAUUGA
Molecule: messenger RNA, 762 nt
Organism: Acaulospora colombiana
Lineage: Eukaryota; Fungi; Glomeromycota; Glomeromycetes; Diversisporales; Acaulosporaceae
Source: the annotation of a GenBank genome assembly